UAUCACAAUAUAAAAUUAUACGAUAUUAUACGUAUGAUAUGAUUUACAAGAAAAGUUGAAAAAUACAUUUGCGCUGUCAAUGCACCGAACAAUUCAAUUGAGCACUAGAUUUAAUAAUUACUACGAAUCAAUCAACAAGAAUGCAUAUAUGUACUAGAUACGUCCAACAUAUUCAGAUUCUUCUCGAAGUUACUGUCGCUAGUGUUCCUUCAAAGUGAUUUGUAAUAUUAUGGUUGAUUGCGAUUAUUUCAAUUAUUAUAUUAUCAAAAUGUUAAAUUGGAACUAACAAUAUAAUCGUUGGCUGACAAAAUAAAGAAAAUUAAUAUCUAGAAAAAUAAUUUUUAUAUAUACUCUUUAAUAAUAAAGUAUAAUUAAUUAAAAAGAGAUAAUAGUAUUUUAAUUGUAGAAGUUAAAGCAAAAAGUUAAAAUAAAAGUAUUAACAUCAUAUAACUAUAAUUAUUUUUGGCAUUUAAGGAGAUAAAGAAAGCUUUCCGGUUUAAAAUUUAAUGAAAUUCAUAAUUAUUUAUAGUAUGUCGUUUCAAUAUAUAACAACUUGUUUAAAUGAACUUAUAAAUAAAUUAAUCGAAUCUCAAACACAUAAUUAUAUUAUAAAUUUUAUGAUAUAAACGAAAAUUGAAAUGAUUUAUAAGUAAACAUUUCAAAAAAUAUUAUAAAAAAAUAUUUUACCAAAUAAUCAAGUAUAUUUUAUGUUGCAAGUAGUAAAUUGUCUAAUACUUUGAUUUAUUUAAAUAAAUAAUUUAUUGAAAGAAUACAUUAUAUUGCAAAAGAUGGAUCUUCCACGCAUUUUGAUCAUAAGCACGGUAUGUGGUAAAGCUACUGAUAUUGCUAACAAAAUAGGAGGGAAAAAUAUAUCCAAUGAAGAUGAUAUCGAAUACUAUCUUUGGGAUAUCGACAAUAAGUAUUACACAUCGCAGAUAUUAUUAUGCGCGACAGAAAAUCCAUGUAUCAACAUACCAACAGAAGGAAUUGAAGCAUUACUUGUACAUCAUGAUCCAUUAGCUGAUAAUGCAGAACGAAAUUUAGAUCAAUGGUCAUCCUUAAUCUCUUCCCUUUCUAAAGCUGAUGUAUUAUUAUUAACGUGUAAUGUAAUAUCUAAUAUGGAUAUUAAAGACAAAGUAAUUGCAUGGUGUAUAAACAAAAAAUUUGAAUUGGUUGAACUACAACAAAAUUCCAUAGAAAAAUUAGAAUGUGAUUUAGAACAUAAUACAUAUGGAAUUGAAAGAAUAAUUGAAGCUUUACAGGCACAUACAUGGCCAAAUAUUGUUUUAAAAGGAAAACCUUCUAAUAUUGAAGAAACAGAACCAGAUAUAAAUCAAGUAGAAAAAAAAUUAGAAAAUAUUCAAUUGACACGGAAUCCAUCUGAACACCUUGAUAUGAUGGUCUUAUGGGUGGUGAAGAUGCAGAUUUUGGUGAAUUAUUUAGUCAAUUAAUGGCCAUGAAGGAACAUGCAGCUUCUUUGCCUACAAAUGAAAGACGUAUAGCAGCAGAACAAUUAGUUACUGCUUUUUGGAAAGCAAUGGGUGGAGAUCCAUCAGAAAUAGACGACUGAAUUAUUUAUUAUAGUUUAAAUUAUAUAAAUUAACACGUUCCGUGCCAAGCCAUUUUUGCCUGACUUGUCGUUCAGGCCAUUUGAUAUUUUAACUAAAGAAAAAAAUGACUGCGUGUACCACUGGUGGUACACGUGGCCUGAAGAUCAAGUUUAACGUGUACCACCGGUGGUACACAUGGCACGGAACGUAUUAAGUAAUAAUCAAUAUAUGAGAUCAAUAUAUGCAUUUUAAAGUUUCUUAAUAAAAGAAAAUCCAAAAAAAUAAUUGAUGUAAUAUGAUAAAGAACACAUUUCGUAAUAUACAAUUUUCUAUUUACUAAGUCACUUAUUGAUGGUUUUAAUUUGUUUAUUUUAUAUUAAAAAUAUAAUCAGAGAAGCAACGUUUUUCUUAUAAUGCAAAAAAUUUGUUAAUAGCAUCUUUGAAAUUUGAUUUAAAUACUGAUACUUUUAUAAUGCUGUAUUAUGUAACUAAUCAUAACAAAUAAAAUAUAUUUGGUAAACAUACAUAAUAAUAUAUAAAUAGAUAUGUAAAAUAUUUUAAUAGAUAUAUAAAAACCUAACACUCAAUAGAUAAUAUAACAUAUUUUUUGCAAUUUAAAUUAAAUAAAAACAUUCUUGCUGUUUUUUAAAGUUACAUUGUUAAUAUUAUUAUAAAACAUUAAUACAAAAUAGAUUGUAUAUUAAUAAAAUUAUAAUUAAAACAUAUUAUCAAACAAUGUAUCCACACAUUUUCAACAGAAUUAUUCUGAUUGUUUACAAAGUGCACUUUUCAAAAGAUAUAAACCUUUCAAUUUAUUUGAAAUAAAAUCCAAUUCACAAUGUAUGUUUGCUAUUUUUGUAGCAAGGUACACUGAUUCUUGAAAACGUU
This is a messenger RNA of Vespa velutina, 2438 nucleotides long. RefSeq names its product alpha- and gamma-adaptin-binding protein p34-like. NCBI's taxonomy places the organism in Eukaryota, Metazoa, Arthropoda, Insecta, Hymenoptera, Vespidae. The coding region runs from base 789 to 1451 and encodes 220 amino acids. The record is from RefSeq and is a predicted model, not a curated record. The transcript is spliced from 6 exons.